GUAAUUUAGGCGUGAAAUUUGUUUACAUGACUUCGAAGUGUCCGAAAGGCUCCGUAGUCCUAGUAUGCAAUCCCGACGGCAGUAAUGUUAAUAUUACGCAUAGAAAAUAAAUACUUCCAAUAUCUUUCCUAUAAGUCGCAAAGUUGACUACCUUUUAUUCAAGGCUCUAUAGACAACUCCAUUUGAGCCACCACCACUUACCUAAUUCUCCAGGGAAUCUGUUCGCCCACCAUUAAGAGCACGAAAAUAUUCGACUGUGAAUAUCUAAGGUGUUAACUAUCGAGGCAUCCAGAUCGUAUCGAAGAUGGAAGUACCCGUACUCGAAAGGAGAAAGAGGAUCGUUGUCGCUAUCACAGGGGCCACAGGUGCAGAAAUCGGGAUCCGACUUCUUCAAUCACUACGCCGACUCAAUGUAGAGACGCAUGUUAUUAUCAGCAAAUGGGCUGGCGAAACCAUCAAAUGGGAAACUGAUUACACAAUAGCGGCUGUAAAGGCACUAGCGGACCAUGCGUACAGUCCGCAUGAUCUCGCAGCCCCGAUUUCGAGCGGCUCUUACCACGUCGAUGGGAUGAUAGUCGCUCCUUGUUCAGUGCGCACACUCGCGGCCAUCAACGCUGGUGUAUGCGACGAUCUCGUUACACGUGCCGCCGAUGUAUGUCUCAAGGAGCGACGUCGUCUCGUCCUCGCCGUUCGCGAGACCCCGUUUAGCGAGAUUCAUCUGCGAAAUAUGCUCGACGUCACGAAGGCAGGGGCCAUUAUUGCACCGCCCGUUGUCGGGUUCUAUACAAAGCCUUCGUCCGUGGAAGACAUCGUUGAUCAGAUGACAGGGAGGUUGUUGGAUCUGUUCGGUCUGGAUGCGAAGAACUUCGUGAGAUGGGAUGGGAUGCAGAAGGAUAAUUAAAGGCGCGGCUUGUUGUUAGGAGGCGAUAUUAUUUGUAUCAAUCCAAGAAUCAAUCUUGAGGAUAGGUGUCAAUGGGUACACGAUGGAACCCAUUGUUGGACCACUACAGCCACCCAGCCACCAGCUUUAACCCCUCACUUGCCGCUCCGUAUCGCCUAUCAAAUCGAAAUUUGCCUCACUAUUUUCUCUUUUCAUUCAUAAGUAUCUCUAAAUGUACCCUAAG
Molecule: messenger RNA, 1124 nt
Organism: Hypoxylon trugodes
Lineage: Eukaryota; Fungi; Ascomycota; Sordariomycetes; Xylariales; Hypoxylaceae
Product: Phenylacrylic acid decarboxylase
Exons: 2
Coding region: 305-901 (198 amino acids)
Molecular function (GO): carboxy-lyase activity
Source: RefSeq, a predicted model, not a curated record